GUCUGGGUUUGUUGCUCAGGAAGAGGUGGGAGUGCGCACAGAGUGCGCCUUGUUUGGAGUCGUAUUACGCGCAGGCAUGGAGACCAGCGCCGGGGAGGGACUUUUUUUUUUUUUUUAACUUGUAGCAAAGGAAUAACCGUUUCACUCAGUCGUCUCCUCCUCUCUGUCUCUGCUUCGGGAUCUUUACUGGACAGCGCAGAUUUACCAUUUAGUGUAGUUGUUUCACCGUUUCUUUCCAUCAUGUUGGGCAGGGGCAAGUCACCGGCCGCCAGUCCCAGAGAACAGAAGAGGAACGCGGCCGCGAAGACGCAGGAUCCCAUCAAGAAGCUCGGGUUGCAAGAUAACGAGGAUGUACGUGUGAUGAUGCAGGGAUGCAGCAUGGUGAAAGUGCGCUCUCCGAGGUGGCAGAAGAGCCGGAGCCUGAGGCUCCUGGAGGAUGGAGUCACUGUGUGGUGUGAGUCCACAAAGAGCUCCCGCAAGGCCAAAGCCCAGCAGACAUUUGCGGUUACAGAGGUGGAGUGUGUGCGUGAAGGCUGCCAGUCUGAGGCGUUGAAGCGGCUGUCUGGUUCGAUGCCGGAGAACCAGUGCUUCACAGUUAUUUUCAAAGGUGCGAGGAAGAGCCUGGACUUGAUGUGCCCCUGUGAAGAAGAAGCUCAGCGCUGGGUGCGAGGAUUGCGCAUGUUACAGGAGCGCGUGGCCAGCAUGAGUCAGAAGGAAAAAUUAGACCAUUGGAUCCAGAGCUACCUGAGACGGGCUGAUCAGAACCAAGAUGGCAAGAUGUGCUACGAUGAGGUCAAACGGCUGCUACAGAUGAUCAACAUUGACCUCAGUGAGCAAUAUGCCCACUCUUUAUUCAAGAGGUGUGACCGAUCGGGUGAUGGCCGCCUGGAUCAUACAGAGAUCGAGGAGUUUUGCAGGGAGUUGCUGCGACGGCCGGAGCUGGAUUCUGUGUUUAGACACUAUUCAAGUAAUGGUUAUGUACUGUCUACCGCUGAGCUCCGUGAUUUCCUGGGAGACCAGGCAGAGGACGCCUCAUUGCUUCAUGCUCAAAGCCUCAUACUCACUUAUGAGCUCAACGACUGGGCCCAGAAGAACCAGUUCAUGACCCAGAAUGGCUUCACUAUGUACAUGCUGUCACGAGAGAACGAUGUUUUUAACCCUGACCAUGCCAGAAUCUACCAAGACAUGAGACGCCCUUUGGCCCAUUACUUCAUCUCGUCUUCACACAACACUUACCUAACCAAGGACCAAGUCACCAGCACCAGCAGCACUGAGCCAUACAUCAGGGCCCUGAAUCAGGGCUGUCGCUGUGUGGAGCUCGAUUGCUGGGACGGUGAUAAAGGCGAGCCGGUCAUAUACCAUGGGCACACUCUCACCUCCAAAGUUCCCUUCAAGGAGGUCAUUGAAACCAUUUCCCAGUACGCCUUCAAGGCAUCCCCGUACCCUCUAAUUCUGUCCUUGGAGAAUCACUGCUCUGUGGAGCAGCAGGCUGUCAUGGCCAAACACCUCUGUACCCUCCUGGGCAAGAAGCUGCUCACAAAGUACCUCAGUGAUCAACCACUGAAGGAUCUGCCUUCACCUGAGGAGCUGAAGGGGUAUAUUUUGGUAAAGGGGAAGAAGCAGACUCCUUAUCUCUGCCAGAUGGGAAAGACCAACAGCUACGGCAGCUUCUCUUCAAGCUCAGAAGAAGAAUUUGCCACAUCCAAAAAGGACCCCGGAAAGGUCUGUUCUAAACUGAGCCCCAAGCUGUCGGAGCUGGUCGUGUACUGCAAGAGCGUUCCCUUCUGUGGGUUUGAAAAUAUGUCUGACAAACCGCCACAUGAAAUGUGCUCCUUCUCCGAAAGUGAUGCCCUCAGGCUCAUCAAGGACACAGGAAAGCUUUUUGUAAGACACAACAGCAGGCACCUGAGCCGGAUCUACCCCUCGGGCCAGCGCCUCCAAUCAUCCAACUAUGAUCCGCAGGACAUGUGGAAUGGUGGCUGCCAGAUGGUGGCUCUGAACUUCCAAACACCUGGGGAGCAGAUGGAUCUGAACCAGGGUCGCUUUCUGCCCAAUGGCCGCUGUGGCUACGUACUCAAACCCAGUUUCCUUUGCAGCCCUGCUUCCAGUUUUAAUCCAGAGAAUACCGGCGGAGGUCCCGGUCACAUCCCAACCCAGCUGACGAUACGAAUUAUAUCUGCACAGCAGCUUCCAAAAAUCAACACAGACAAGGCAAGCUCCAUCGUGGACCCUCAAGUUUGGGUGGAAAUCCACGGUGUGGCCAUUGAUAAUACAAGAGACAAAACCCACCGAAUUGACAACAAUGGAUUUAAUCCGCGCUGGGACUGCACGCUGACCUUCCAGCUGCAGGUGCCUGAAUUGGCCCUCGUGCGCUUUGUGGUGGAGGACCAUGACCACACAGCCAAAAACGACUUUGUGGGACAGUUCACCUUACCGUUCACCAGCCUGCGCACAGGCUAUCGACACGUUCACCUGCUGAAGGCCGACGGUUCCAGCCUCUCCCCUGCAACACUCUUUAUCCAGGUGAAAGUGGCUCGUAAAGGCGUUCACAUCAAAAGUGUGUCAGAACGUAUUGCAGCAGCCAAAGCGAAGGCGUGACUUGCAUCUGAGCCCAACAGAGAAUGCAUGGUUUUACAAAGGAGCUCUGAUUGCUGCUGCCAGCAAGUCUCCCGGAUCAGUAUUCAAGUGGUUCCAGUUUUAUUGGAGCCACUUUCGAGCGCAGGAAGAGAAAUGGUACUUAUCGGAGAUGUAGGAGCACGUGCAGCUCUUAGCAAAUGAAUUGCUUGUUUUGGGCGAGAUGAUGAAGCCGUCCUCCACCGUGGAGGAAUUAUGUCUUAUUAGCUGUGAUUGCUCUGCAAACGGGGCAGUUCAGUUUAACUGUUGAGGUCUGUGAAAAAUACUGACAUUAGACUGUCUACAAAAUAGGUUUUAAACAUUUCUAACACUGAUCCUACGUCGGGGUUAUCCCGCGUCUUUUGGACAGAGAAUGAAGAUUGUGGCGUUUGACUCUUUUGUAUUUUUGAUCUGUAAGUGUUUAAUACUUUUAUACUUCAGUGUUUGGUUUUAACUUGUAGUACGGCGAUUUAACCAGCAUUUAAACAAAUAUGCAUAUUAUUAUUGUUGCAUAUUUGUAUAAUUCUGCGCUAUCUGUGCUGUGAUACAGCUGGAAUUAGUGCCACAAGUUGUGAUAUACAUGAUGGUCUAAAGAAAAACCCCAGUUCGGGUCAGGUCUAGUUGCAUAGGGUGUUCCAUAGGGUGGCAUGUUGCAAGACGAUAUGGAGCCAAUUCACAACCACCCAGACUGGUCAGCCAUCCAUCCUGAUUCCCAAAAGCAGCCAGAUGAUAUUCCACUGGCCAUAUCCAGUC
Thalassophryne amazonica is the source of this 3366-nucleotide messenger RNA. It is a transcript of the gene plcd3a, whose product is annotated as phospholipase C, delta 3a. The record is from RefSeq and is a predicted model, not a curated record. Gene Ontology annotation, biological process: intracellular signal transduction; lipid metabolic process. NCBI's taxonomy places the organism in Eukaryota, Metazoa, Chordata, Actinopteri, Batrachoidiformes, Batrachoididae. Bases 241 to 2598 code for a protein of 785 amino acids. Gene Ontology annotation, molecular function: phosphatidylinositol-4,5-bisphosphate phospholipase C activity; calcium ion binding. The transcript is spliced from 16 exons.